AUGGCUUUAGCCUGCCAAUGGAUGGACAGCAAGGUCAUGGGCAUGGCACCAGCCAAGGCACAGGCAACCAAUCAGCCCUGCCCAAUGCCAAGCGGUGCAACCCCAUGGGUGGACAAGGUGGUUACAGCAAGCAGCAGAUUCAGCAAAUGGGUGGCAUUGCAAGUGGUGUUGGUGGUGGCCCAAACCAAGGCCAUGGCUUCAACCCAUCAAUCCAGUCCACUGGCAAUGCUCAGAACAACCCCAUGGAUGGGCAAGGUUGCAAUAUGGGCACUUCCUCCCAAUGGGGAAUGCAAGGCACUGGCUUUGGCCUACAUGCCUCUAACCAACCAGGCAAUGCUUUCAACCAAGCUCAGCCCAUUUUUGGGGGGGAACCAGAAUGGCACCAACCAGAAUGGCACCAACCAAGGCCCAAACCAGUCCAAUGCCAACCACCAGAGCAACCCCAUGGGUGUACAAGGUGGCAACCAGCAGCCCAUCAGUGGGCAAGGUGGCAACCAGCAGGGUGGGAACCAGCAGUGUGGUGGCAACCAGCAGUAUGGGGGCAAUGGUGCAACCCACAUGGGUGGACAAGGUGGCAACCAGCAGGAUGGGGGCCAUGUCACGACGUCUUUUGGAAUCACGCCCAACUUCAUGAUCCACUUUGGUGAUCAUCCUGAUGAGACCGGCUUAAGGAGCGCUGGAGUUUCUCGACACCCAUCUGCUUCGAAGGAGACGGCGGAGCUUCACCGACCGGUGGAUCCUGUCGCAGACUUGCUGCCAGAGGGCCAGGGAUGGCGAAAUCGCUUCACGAGGAUCUUUUAUUACGACUUCGACUUGGGCGUCUCUGAGCACCGGCUCUUCUACGCAGGCCUCCGGCAGUCUGACCGCUGGCACUUCGCGCACUUGAGCCAUGAAUCGCUCACGAUACUUUUCAAGGAGUGGCGAGUUCUGAAGGAUUUCGCAUUUGGCGCCUUUGCGCCCGAGUGGCCGAGACGUUUUUACGUUCACUCCGUAGAUUGCGUAGAUGCCACGAGCUGGGCGUUGAUCGCGAAGUUCUUUAAGCUCUCUUUGGCCUUUCCACCGGUGGGGCUCUACCACCAUGUGCUCCGCCUCCGAUGGGGUGCUGGCGCGGUCCUUUUCCUGAUCCUCGGGAAGACUGAUCUUCUUUCGGAGGAGAAGCUGGUUCCUGCCAUUGCCGUUGAGGAGUUCCGCCUGGCGGUGCCGCCACUCUUGGUUCCCGCUGAGCACAUUGUCGCAGCGGGACGAUCCGACGCUGGGAGGCCCUGCAGUUCCUUGUGCGAGUCCGUGGGGAAGGUCUGCUAUGCUGCCGACUUGCUCUACCUCAACAACUGCGAGGUGCUCCGCGAGUACCACAAAUGCUCCCGCUGCGAAGCAUCAAAGGGACCGGACCAGCCAGCCUUCUGGAUGCCUCUGAGGGGCAACCGUGCCUCAGGUGGCUGCCUCUACAACUCCGACGUGCUUCAGCAUCCGCCAUCGUGUGAUGGGGCACAUCCUGAGACGCAGCGCUUGUGUGCUUGCAGAACGCCUCUGAUGGCCGCCACAGCUGAGAAGGCCCCCGAGAAGGCGAAGAUGGUGGUGCCCAAGGUGACGAAAACGGAGGUCCAACAGGUGUCAAUGACGGCAGAGGCGGCUGGAUGGAAGCCGGGCGUCCGUGCAGAGGCCUGGCGAAAAGACAUCGCGGCCUUUGCCCCGAAGGAGCGCUCUGGAACCGCUCAGCCGCCUCCGCCGCUGCUGCUGCUGGCCGGCGACCGUCCGGAGGCGGCGCGAGAGACGGUGCAGGCGUUGCUGGCGUUGAGGGGCUUCCAGAUGGAUCGCCUGCUGGUGUCCUUGGGGUGUUGCGGUGCCGAGGUGGAGCGAACCAAGCGGACCUUGGAGGUGAACUUCCCAAAGGUCACGGUUCACGAAGAGGAGACCCCGCUGGGCGGGUCUUUGCGAGGUCGCUCUCGGCUACUGGCUGACUCGGCAAGAGACACUGAGCACUUGCGGAUGGCGCUUACCCGCAGCUUGAACGCUUUCAAUAGCAGCAGUUUGCUGGUGGUGCACGAGGGCACACUCUUCUCUCCGGAUUUCCUUCAAUUCUUCAGUCAGCUAGAGUUAGUCAUGGAGGAGGAUGCUACAGUUUGGUGUGUUGGAGCCUGGAAUGAUGCAGGCUUGGCACCUUAUGUGGCAGACCGCACUGCGUUGCUGCGCACGGACUGGCACCCUGCAAAGUAUGCCUGGAUGAUGCGUCGCCAGACGCUUCAGGAGCUGCUCUCUCAGUGGCCGGGUGCCGAAUGGGAACGCUUCCUUCGGAUGGACCAGAUCCGCCUGGACCGACACUGCAUCAUCCCUGAGGUGUCUCGCUGCUACCCCUUCGGCCCUUCCAAUUUGGAUGAUCCUGCACUUCGCCGCAGCGAGCGCGCCGCCUUUGACGAGUUCCACCGGACGAUCGUUUGGAACCAGGAUGCAUCGGUGGUGCAGCUGGGUGAUGUGCGGCGAUUGCUGGAAGGGUCUUAUGAAAAGCUCUUGCUGCAUGACUGGCCGGGAGAUGAAGCUUUAGUGAAGAGCAACCGGACCACGUUUCGCCAGCUGUUGAAAGUCACGGAGGGGAAUUGGCACCUGGUUCUGGAGGACCGCCAGUGGUCAAAGGCAGCUUCCUUCCUGCGACUGCCUUCCACCAAGGAGAUCCAUUUACCAGCUUCAUACAGAGGUUACCUGAGGCUCCGUUGGAGAAACGCCGUGCUGCACUUGCUGCUGUCCAACUCGCCCCUUUUGGCAUCGGCCGAGAUUCCCACCGCAGCGCCCAAGAAGGUACAGGACUUCCAAGUCGCAGCUCCGGUGCUCCGAGCACCGGUGGUGUCCGUGGUGGUUGGACACUUGGGCCAAAGCUGCGACGUGACCUGUGCGCGUGAAGUGGGCGCUUUCAGGUGUCAUGAUGCAGACUUGUUGUUCCUGAACGGCUGUUCAUCGAUGCGGCAAAUUCUGGGGCCAGAUGCUUGUGGCGAGUGUUUGGCAUCAGAUGGUCAGGACUAUCCCGCAGUGGUGCUUGUGGAUGCGCAGUUGUCGGCCGAAGUGCCAGAGUUUGAACUGAACUUCAAAGGUAAGUUCAACUUUGAGGAACACAGCCCCUCCUUGGGGAGUUGCCUUUUUGCAGCCAACCUCGCUCAACCGCCCAGAUGCCAUGCUUCACACCAGCGAUUGGUCGGCAGCCUACAGACCCAAUGAGGUCAUGUUUUUGGUGUCACGCCCUUCACCGCCGUACGUUUUGGAGCAAUUGGUUUCCGGAAGGCCACCGGGGCGAAAAUGAGCAUUUGAAUUUCAUGCUAGCGGGUUGACAACUAGUUGUGCAUGUUAUAUCAAACCACCAACAGUUUGUUCAAUG
Molecule: messenger RNA, 3361 nt
Organism: Durusdinium trenchii
Lineage: Eukaryota; Dinophyceae; Suessiales; Symbiodiniaceae
Source: the annotation of a GenBank genome assembly